Capsicum annuum is the source of this 3248-nucleotide messenger RNA. RefSeq names its product BTB/POZ domain-containing protein NPY5-like. The coding region runs from base 992 to 2875 and encodes 627 amino acids. The transcript has 5 exons. Gene Ontology annotation, molecular function: protein binding. NCBI's taxonomy places the organism in Eukaryota, Viridiplantae, Streptophyta, Magnoliopsida, Solanales, Solanaceae. The record is from RefSeq and is a predicted model, not a curated record.
CAACUGUUAAGUAUAACAAUUGUUAUUCAAUUAUAAGUUGUUUAGAUAAAUGAGAUGGAAAGCAGUGUUACAAAUAAAAGUAAGAGAGGGAAAAAAUGGAAGUGUGGUUAUGUUAUUGCUAAAUCAAUAUAUGCGGGUAAAAGUAAGGUUUGUUUAAUUGGGAAAGUGUUGGCCCAAAAGGUGGACUAUUUCAGAUUGGCGUGCGUAUUACUGUACCACUUCUUAGAAAGAAAGAGGAUAUAAUUAUACUUUGAAGGUUGAUGAUUCUUUACACCUUUAUUUGCCAAAAAAUAAGCCACCCCCCACUGUACCACUUUUCAGUUUCAUCUUAAAGGAGGAGCUAAAUAAAUACAGCUACUGUUUUGUGUAUUAAGGGACUAAAGGGAGUAGUUUUCUUGAUAAUUUGUACUGGGGAUUUCUGAUUCUUUUUUUUUUUUUUUUUUUUUGUGUGUGUGUGUGUGUGGUGGGGACGAGGGUGCUGAUUCUAAAGAGAUAGAUAGAUAUGUAAGGGGAACAUUCUGAGAUUGGCUUUUUUUGAAUAACAGGGUGCGUGUUGCUUUGGUGGCUGGCAAAGAUUAGGGACAACUCAUCUUUUUCAUGGUCCAUCAACUUCAUUGGUGAGAUAGAGGAUUUUUGAGUAAAGGAAUGUGGAUUCUGGUGUUUGCUUUUCCAGAGAAGGCACGGGAAGUAGUUUAAAUAUAUUUUAACACCAAGAGUGUAGGGAUAAACAAUUAGAGCAAGGGCGGUGGUCGUAGUGGUGAGCAUGUGGUAUCUGGUUUUGAGAGUUAAAAUUUGCAUAUAUUGAGGUAUUGAGUUGUGUAUCUUGGAUUGGACUUUUGUGGUUGUUUGUAGUUGAGCUUACAACAAAACUAAUAAAGAAGCCAAUUCCCUCCUACUUUAAAGCUUGUGAAGUUUGGUGCAAGUAUAGGUACUUUCCUUGGCAUUGUUCUCUCAAUUACUGUAGGUGAAUAGAUACUUCUAGAGCGCAAAGAUGAAGUAUAUGAAACUUGGAUCCAAGCCUGAUCAGUUUCAGACAGAAGGAGAUAAUAUCAGGUAUGUAGCAACUGAAUUGGCGACGGACAUGGUCAUCAAUGUUGGAGAUGUAAAAUUUUAUCUCCACAAGUUUCCCCUUCUGUCCAAGAGUUUCCGCUUGCAGAAGCUGACCGCAGAUAUAAAUGAGGAAGGCAAGGAUGAAAUCAACAUCGACGAUAUACCUGGUGGACCUGCAGCUUUUGAAAUAUGCGCAAAGUUCUGUUAUGGUAUGACAAUAACUCUGAAUGCGUAUAAUGUGGUUGCGGCUCGUUGUGCAGCAGAAUACCUGGAAAUGUAUGAAACUGUCGAGAAGGGUAACAUUAUCUACAAGAUUGAGGUUUUUCUUACAUCUAGCAUCUUCCGGAGCUGGAAAGAUUCAAUCAUUGUUCUCCAAACAACAAAAGCUUUUCUUCCCUGGUCUGAGGAAUUAAAGAUUGUUAGUCAUUGUCUAGACUCUGUUGCAUCUAAAGCUUAUAUUGACACCUCAAAGGUGGACUGGUCAUAUACAUAUAACCGCAAAAAGCUUCCAUCUGAAAAUGGAAGUGACUCGCUAUGGAAUGGUGUGAAAAAGCAACAGUCUGUUCCAAGAGACUGGUGGGUCGAGGACCUUUCUGAACUUCAUAUUGACUUGUAUAAACGGGUUAUAACAACAAUAAAAACAAAGGGAGGGAUGUCUCCAGAAGUAAUAGGUGAAGCAUUGAGAGCAUAUGCCUGCAGAAGGCUACCGGGAUUCAGCAAGGGUACCAUUCAAGGAAGUGAUCCUGUUAAGUAUCAGUAUUUGGUUGAUGUGAUUACUUCUCUGUUGCCCACAGAAAAACAUAGUGUUUCAUGUAGUUUCUUGGUCAGAUUGUUACAGAUGUCUAUUUCUUUGGAAUGUGGAGAAACAGUAAGAAGUGAACUGAAGAGGAGGAUUGGCCAGCAGCUUGAUGAGGCAUCGGUAGCUGACCUCCUCCUUCGUGCACCAGCUAAUGAAUCUACUAUUUACGAUAUUGACAUAGUACAUGAGCUUGUUCGGCAGUUCAUGAUGCAGAAAAGGAGUGGUCAGAGUGAUUUUCCUGAAGAUAAUGACUUUCAGGAUAUGUACCCUGCAUUUGCAUCAGAUGCGUCCAAGUUUAAGGUGGCAAGGGUGCUUGAUGGUUACCUUGCGGAAGUUUCUCGAGAUCCAAAUCUACCUUUGGUGAAAUUUGUCAAUCUUGCUGAAAUGGUGUCUGGCUUCCCUAGACCUUCCCAUGAUGGAAUUUACCGUGCUAUUGACAUGUAUCUUAAGGAACAUCCAGGAAUCACUAAGAGUGAAAGAAAAAGAAUUUGUAAGCUAAUGGACUGCCGGAAGCUAUCAGCUGAGGCCUGCAUGCAUGCUGUGCAGAAUGAGCGCCUUCCGUUGAGAGUAGUUGUACAAGUUCUGUUCUUUGAGCAAGCCAGAGCAACAUCAUCUGGUGGCGGCAGCACCCCUGACCUUGCUGGAACCAUUAAGACUUCGCUUCCAGGGGAAUCCCAUGAGAGCUCAAGAUCUGCUACAACUAACACGGACGAGGACUGGGAUGCCAUGCCAACUGCUGAGGAGCUUAAAGCUUUGAAAGGGGAGCUUGCUGCUCUAAGGUUGAGGGACAAGGAAACUGGUUGCAAUGAUACUAAUUCAGUAGACAUGAAAAUGAGUGCUGAAAAAGCUGCUGGUGGCAAAGCGAAGGGUUUAAUCAUUUCCAAGAGGAUCUUCUCAAAACUGUGGUCCAAUAAAGAUAGACUAAGCGAGAACAGCAGUUCGGAUACAUCAGAAAGCCCCGGAUCUUCCAAUGCCGGGGAAUCAAAGUCCACCCCAUCAAGAAGUAGGAGGCAUUCCCUUUCUUAAUGUUAAGUUGCAGAUUAACCAAUUUCCCUCAAGUUUAUGUAAAAGUUUCACCCUUGUUUGAUGCUAGGAUUGGAAGAAGUUAAUGUCUGCCGCUAACCCUUGAAGUAUUAGGGAGAAUUCCUCCUAUAAUUUUUGAGCAUUUUCAAGAAUGUAUUUGCAAGGUUAGAUCAGCUUUGGACUGAAUUGGAUCCUCUAGUUUUCAUAGUUUUUCUGUUGUAUUCAAUUGUUCCCCAAGAGAAAUAUAGGUGGACCACCUUUGUUUUAGGCUCUCUUUUUACAAGAUUGGAAAAGGCAAGGUCUUGUUUUAUGUAUCAAAAUGUGAGAACCAAAUUGUUUGAACUUGCAUUCCUUCUUAUAUAUGUGGUUGAAUAAA